This is a messenger RNA of Drosophila willistoni, 748 nucleotides long. RefSeq names its product homeobox protein GHOX-7. The transcript has a single exon. Lineage: Eukaryota; Metazoa; Arthropoda; Insecta; Diptera; Drosophilidae. The record is from RefSeq and is a predicted model, not a curated record. Gene Ontology annotation, molecular function: RNA polymerase II cis-regulatory region sequence-specific DNA binding; DNA-binding transcription factor activity, RNA polymerase II-specific. Bases 36 to 623 code for a protein of 195 amino acids. Gene Ontology annotation, biological process: regulation of transcription by RNA polymerase II.
ACCUCACAAGCAAAAGGAUCUACAAAAUAAUAAAAAUGUGUGAUUUUAGCAUUGAAUAUAUACUGAAUCGUGCCGGCGAUAGAUAUAUCGGUACAAAUGCUUCCGUCGGUGUAAUCCAGCAUCUUCAGCGGGUUAGCCGGUUGCCAUAUCAUCAUCAUCAUCCUCAUCCCUAUGCCCGUCCAGCAAAUUAUGAGAGUGAUAGAUCACCACCAACUAGUGUUCCAGUUAAUACUGAUCCUCCGUCAGCUGGGCUCGAGGAUGGUCAGCUGCCCAUCAUGUACGAUUGGCUACAAUAUACACGCUACCAUCCGCCCAAGUUGCCACGUGCCAUGCGAACUGGAGGACCUGCCAAACGAACUCCUGGACGUCUGCCACGUAUUCCCUUUACACCCGCUCAGCUGCAGGCUUUGGAAUCGGCCUACAAGGACUCCAACUAUUUGAGCGCAGAAGAUGCAAAUAAGUUGGCCGAGUCCUUGGAUCUAACCAAUACGCGAGUGAAAAUCUGGUUCCAAAAUCGCCGUGCUCGCGAACGUCGAGAGAAACGGGAAAAGGAUGAAAGCUGCGACUCCACAUUCUCAUCCAAUGCAUCCAGUCCGGAACCGGAAAUGAUUGUCAUUGUUUAGAUGAAAAUUUAAACCAGAAGACUAUAACUUACUCUUUCUUUAAUGGCUGUUACUAAAUACAUAAAACGUGUGUCUUAAUGUACAAAUCAUUUAACUAGUUAUUAGCUAUUCUCAAUAUAUAAAAU